CACGUUUUGAAAGGUUGAAGUUGAAUUUUACCGUCGGGGCUUAGAUUCCAACUGAACAGUGGCACUACUGUAGCUCGCUUCUGGGAAUCUCAGAGGCUUGAGAGUCGGUAGUCACUGGUCACAAAUCACUAAGGCCAAAGUGACCAAAACGGACCAAAGUACAAGUACACAGGGAGCAAAUCCCUGGAAGUUAAGGGAAUUAAACAGAAUGCUGGUGUAAAUAAUUUCUUUGAAACAGCCGCCAUUUUGAGAGUUUUGAAGAUUAUUUGACUGGGAUUUAGUCCAUUGAAAUGAGGAAACCUUUACGCUCAAUUUGCUCAAAUAUGUGGACAAGUGUUCAAUUCGGGUAUUCAUUAUCACGGACCAAUAUGAAGUUCUUUAUUCUUUCCAUUUUAUUAAUUCCAGGAUGUUUGUGUGCCAACGUUGCAUUUGUUUUAGAUGAAAUUGAUUUGUUGGAAGAAGUGAGAAUAGCAGAUGCUACUUCGCGAACGAAUGGUAUGUGUAGUGGGAGGGACGACAAUCGGGCAUUCCAGAUCACGGGCGAGGAGCAACUCACCGUGCAAUUUCAGUCUACAUUCAGAGAUGGACUUCCAGAAGAGUUUUCUUUAAUGGCCAACUUUAGGCAUAACAACAUGACUGCCAAAGAUGGUAAACUAUCCAUACCUCUGCUCACCAUUUACAACAAUGAUGCUCGAGAAGUGUUUGGAUUGUACGUAGGAGAAGACGCAAAGUUUCUUCUUAGCGAUGAAGAGGCCAGAACAACCUUAGAUAAAGCCACACUCUUCGAAUCAUGGAACACCAAUGAUGGAAACUGGCACAGGAUAGGAAUCAGUGUAAGUGGAGGAAGUGUGACGCCUUACUUUGACUGUGCCCCAGGGGAACCCAUUUCAUUCAAGCGCAGCAUGGUUCCAGAGGAUGCUUUCAGUAGAGAGGGAAUCUUGUUUAUUGGUCGUGACUUAAAUGACUCUCCUGAAUUCAAGGGUGCAAUCCAAGAUUUGAUUUACAUGCCCUUCCCCGAGGGGGCCAAGGAUGUUUGUCGAUACUAUGCCCCUGAAUGCAACCAGGAUUAUUUCACCUUAAGUACCGGGAAGUCUGAUCAAGGUUUCGUAGACCAAUCUAUGGCCGCCGUUACGGGAAAUGUCAGUAAGAUGGGAGGUGGAGAAGUCGUGAUGGUGGACAAGUCUAGCAUGGGAGCGGGAGCGGGGGGAGUUGUCAUGGUGGACAAGUCAGGAGCUAUGGGAGUUCUGGAUAAAUCAUCGUCUGGCGGAUUCAUCGUGGACGCCAAAACUGGAGAAACUGUGGGAAAAAUGGGAAGUUCUGUGUUGAUGGGCAAAGAGGGAGCGCCGAUGUUGACGUACGAUGCAUCGACUGGAGUGUCCUACGCCUACCGCUAUGGCGCAUCAGGACCCCCCGGACCCAUGGGUCCCCCAGGACCACCAGGGCCAAAGGGUGACACGGGUUUUGACGGACGUGACGGUAUACCUGGAGCAGGUGGUAUGCCAGGACCCCCAGGAAACGUCUUCAUCAUCGAUGCUAAUUUUGCAUCUAAGACGUCCCACCAGGCUCAAGCAUUCAGAGAAAUCCUUGGACAACACAUGCUUGCAAUGCGUGGUGCCCCUGGACCCCAGGGAAUGACCGGUAUUCCAGGACCUGCGGGGCCUCCAGGAAUCGAUGGUCCGAAGGGGGAUGUUGGGAAUCCAGGAGAACAGGGUAUAGCAGGGCCUAUGGGAUUUCAGGGCGUUGCUGGUCAACCAGGAGAACGGGGACGUCCAGGUUUUGAUGGCGACAGAGGAGAAAUGGGACCACCAGGUGAAAAGGGUCCACCCGGAUACCCCGGCAUGCCAGGCUUUCCAGGACCAAAAGGAGAACGGGGACACAUUGGGCCAACAGGUGCUACUGGACCGGUAGGACCAGUAGGAACAUCGGGAGACAUUGGUGAACAAGGACCAGUUGGGCCACCAGGAGAAAUUGGACCUAGAGGCUUCCUUGGACCACAGGGUCGACCAGGACCAAUGGGAUCUCCGGGUCUGCCAGGACUUGAAGGAGCCCCGGGACCAAAAGGAAACGAGGGUUUAGUUGGAGCGCCUGGUGCCCCUGGUCAAUCUGGUGCCCCUGGAGCAAUAGGCCCCCCAGGGCCUCCUGGACCCCUUGGACCCCCCGGAAUCCCUGGCCCAAUGGGUAAGCCUGGUCUCCCAGGUUUACCUGGACCAGUAGGACCACCAGGUAACGCUGGAAAAGAUGGAGAGCCAGGAAUAAAGGGAGAUGAGGGUGUCAUGGGUCUUCAAGGUGUGACAGGGUACCCAGGUCCACGUGGAAUCAAAGGUGACUCAGGACCUCCUGGAAAUCAGGGGUCAAAAGGAGAAAAGGGUGAUAUUGGAUUGGUGGGUCAAAAGGGAGAUUAUGGAUUCCUCGGAGAGAAGGGUCUGCAGGGAGAGCCUGGACCCCCCGGACUUGAGGGAAUUGAGGGGGCAAAGGGAAACCCCGGACCUCGUGGCGAGGCUGGAGACGCAGGACCUCAAGGUGAAAAGGGAAUGAUGGGACCACUAGGAAUGCCGGGAUACCCAGGACCACCUGGACUUGUGGGACCACCAGGUAGAUCUGGACGUAGAGGAAGGAGAGGAGGACGAGGCAAACCUGGUUUGCCAGGACCAGCAGGAGAUGAAGGAGAGAGGGGACCGAUCGGCCCACCGGGCGAGAGGGGUAAACCAGGACCUCGCGGGCCAGUAGGACCGAAGGGACAAUCUGGACAAGCAGGAUCUCCAGGGUUCCAAGGAGAGCAGGGUAUUCAAGGACCCCCAGGGCCUGCCGGUCUUAUGGGUCCCACGGGGCCACAGGGUCUUCCAGGACAAGACGGUAUGCCAGGUGCAACAGGAGAGAGAGGACUUCCGGGUACACCGGGUAUUCCUGGAGCUCCAGGGCAGAUGGGAGUUAUGGGACCACAGGGAGCUCAAGGUGAACCUGGAUCUCCUGGAGACAGAGGCGCACCUGGAAUUCCGGGACCUCCUGGUGACACUGGACUGUCUGGAGCGGCAGGAGACAGAGGACUUCCGGGCCCACCUGGUCCACCAGGAAACGAGGGUGUCCAGGGCCCACCAGGACCCACAGGGGCCAAGGGAAUGAGGGGUUACCCAGGACCACCGGGAAAAGAUGGUCUUCCAGGCGAGCCUGGAUCACCUGGGCCACAGGGACCAAGGGGAGAAAAAGGAACCCUUGGUGAAACUGGAACGGCAGGCUUACCAGGAAUACCUGGACCACCUGGACCACAAGGAGCAGAGGGACCCCCGGGAACAAAGGGUGACAUGGGAGUGGAAGGUGCCGCAGGUUUACCAGGUCCAGAUGGAGCCCAAGGACCAAGAGGAUACCCUGGACUCCCGGGACCAGUUGGGCCACCAGGAGAAGACGGAGACAAGGGGCCACCUGGAGAUCCUGGAGCAAGGGGACCUCCGGGAGACCAUGGAGAAACGGGUCCACCAGGGCCACAGGGACCCCAAGGACUUCGUGGAGUGGAUGGACCACCAGGUCCUCCUGGAGAACCAGGCAUCCAAGGCGUUCAGGGCCCUCCCGGUCUCAAGGGUUCCACCGGUCCUCGUGGUCUACAGGGCAUGCCGGGAUUACAAGGUCUUCAGGGACUUCCGGGACCUAUCGGGGAGAAAGGAGAACAAGGCGACAGAGGAAUGGACGGUCCCCCCGGUGCCCCAGGUCCCCAGGGAGAGCCGGGACCAGAGGGCACACAGGGUCCAACUGGUUUACCUGGGCCCCCUGGAUUCGAAGGAAGACAGGGUUUAAAGGGUGAACACGGUGUCCCAGGUCCGGCUGGUCCACCAGGGAUAGACGGUGUUAUGGGAACGGUUGGAGAGCCAGGACCUAAAGGUGAGACCGGAAGACCAGGCCCUCAAGGACCUUCCGGACUCAGAGGCGCGCAAGGCAUACCAGGACAAAAGGGACAUGCGGGAAUACAAGGUCCCCCUGGUAUUCCUGGACCACGUGGAUCACCAGGUUUGAAGGGUGAGGCGGGACGUGACGGACCGGAAGGAGAACAAGGAGUUGCAGGACCAGUGGGUCCGCCAGGUUCUCCGGGAGAGUCAGGACUUCCGGGACAGCCCGGUAAACAGGGUGAAAGUGGAAGCCCGGGGCCCCAGGGUGAACCAGGGCCGAUAGGCGAGAAGGGAGACCGUGGACUGCAGGGUCCAAUGGGAGGACGUGGUUUACCCGGAUCGCCGGGCAACCGCGGACCCCCAGGCCCCCCGGGACCACCAGGUUCUCCCGGACCAGUCGGAGAAGCCGGUGCUGUAGGGGCCCCUGGAAUACCGGGAGAACAAGGACUACUGGGACCACCUGGACCACCGGGUGCCAAGGGAGAAAUGGGGGAUAAGGGAGAGAAGGGACACAUGGGUCGUGUGGGGCCCUCGGGAGUUAUUGGUGACGUCGGACCUAAGGGAGAGCCGGGAGAGCCCGGGCCCCCUGGAAUCAAGGGUGAUAGGGGUCCGGAGGGACCGGAAGGUCCUCCAGGUUUCCCAGGACCGGAAGGAACUCCAGGAUUCCCAGGGCCACCUGGACCACCAGGACUCAAGGGAGAGCGGGGAGACACAGGACCAAAAGGCGACCCUGGUCUACCGGGCCCUACUGGACCCCCUGGUGCCCCCGGGGCAUCUCAGGCCUUCCCAUCCAAUUUCUUCUCCUCAUCUUUGGCGCCAAAAGUACGCAGACGAAAACGUGCCGUCAAUCAACAUGAGAAUGCUUUCGAAUUCGAUGUCAAUGAAUUGGUGAAGGAAAUGGAAAGCAAGAAAUAUGAACUGAAGGAAGGCGUCACUCUUCUGGUCGGCAAAAUGUUUGGGCACAUACAAAAGUUAAAUGAUGAGAUUUCCAAGAUUCAACAUCCAACAGGGAAAGAGGGCAACCCUGCCAGUACCUGUAGUGAUAUCAAACUAGGAAAUCCAGACUCUAAAGACGGUUGGUAUUGGGUAGAUCCUACUCUAGGAGCGUCUGGUGAUGCCAUCAAGGUUUGGUGUAACAUGACCGCCGGAAGUACCUGCAUCUAUCCAACCGAACUAACCAAACAGUCUCCAUUGCAAUCAAGAGAGAAGGAAGAGUCUGGACAAUCGUUUAGCGGGCUUAAAUCUGGAUUCAUGAUUGAGUACCCGGAUGAAAAACAGCUGAACCUUCUGCGCUUGUUCAGUGAACACGCCACCCAGACAUUCACGUACUACUGUAAAAACGCCGUGGCCUGGUACGAUGACGUGUACAAAGAUAAAAAGAGCGCCAUUAUCCUAGAGGGCGCUGAUCGAACAGAAUACUUGACUCAAAACUUUGCAAAUGUAAUCGAUGGCUGCAAGACAAGAAGUGGAGAUGGAAAAGCUAUAUUUGAAAUAUCAACAAAGAAAAUUGAAAGUUUACCAAUAAUUGACUUUAUACCAAAGGACUAUGGACAACCUAACCAAGAAAUUGGCUUUGAAGUUGGACCAGUGUGCUUCUCUUAAAUUCACCACACCCUAGCUCAUUUUGUCAUUUAUUAUUGGUUUAUCAUUUUAUGUUCAUUUGAACACAAUAUUUAUUGAGGACUGCUUUAUUAUGUUUCAUUUUAGAUACAUUGUAUGUUAAUUGGUCUCGAUAUUGUAUUGGGUAUAGCCUUUCGGACGAUGUAACUAAAUUAGUCAAUAGCGAACACUGAUGGUAAACUCGGUUUAUCAUUUACAGCGAAACUGUGAUUAACCAUUAUAUAGGUUACGUUCAUUUGUAAUCGACACGAAAUCCACAGUACAUUAUUUAGUAGUAUUAAUGUAUCAUGGAACUCUAUACUCUCAUGUUUUAUAUCACUAGCGUUUAACAUAGCAAUUGUAUGACUGGCUGGAUAAGGGAAAACAGGGACCCAAAAUGCAUCUGUGCCACGUGACGUACGUCUCGUGAUCUUUUCUGUUUUUUAAAUAUGGCUGCUCUUUUCAGUUCAAAAUUAAUGCAUACUACAGUAUCAAUGAUUGGUUGGAUGUCAAACACUGAUCUCACGUGACUUCCUUUGUAAUGUCUGCAUGUUCCAUGUGUAAAUUGCAUUGUUUUUUAUUCACUAGCCCCCUUUCACUGCCGUCGCUGUUAUAAUCAUAAAUUACGAAUUAAAGAAUAAAUUGAAAUGCUUUUU
Saccostrea cuccullata (small rock oyster) is the source of this 6130-nucleotide messenger RNA. Its product is annotated as collagen alpha-1(I) chain-like. Gene Ontology annotation, biological process: extracellular matrix organization. NCBI's taxonomy places the organism in Eukaryota, Metazoa, Mollusca, Bivalvia, Ostreida, Ostreidae. The transcript is spliced from 59 exons. The record is from RefSeq and is a predicted model, not a curated record. The coding region runs from base 291 to 5477 and encodes 1728 amino acids. Gene Ontology annotation, molecular function: extracellular matrix structural constituent conferring tensile strength.